AUGCGACCUCGCAUCCCAAAAGAUUUCACUCCAACCUCGAGCCCGUUGUCUUACACUCCGAUAAGCGGACGGGCUUUCCACUACCUCUCCAGGCCCAGUGGAAUUCGUCCACUGGUACUCCUACCAGACGAGAGAACAUUUAGCCAGCGGAGAAAUCUUAAGCCAUUGCCAGGACAGGUCGGGUUCGCUGGUGAUCGACCCCUCAAUAGCUGUUCGUCACCCUCUGCCGACAGCUCGCAAACCGCUGAUGUCACUGGCGAUCUCGAAGAUCCAAGUGGCGUCAUGUUAUUUUCAUCUCCUUCCGCCAACUUUCCUCCCUUUGUUUCUAAUCACCGACGAAAACGUGAAAACCAAACUAAUCGUUGGAAAAAAGAAGUGAUCCCUCGCCUCAUUAUGCCGUACAUGCGGCUCGUUUCUUCGACAGAAUCUUUUCGCCUGCCAAUCCCCGAGGACACUAUAGCCACCACCCACAACUGUCAAUGUAUCAGAAGAGCAGUAGAUGUUAUUGUGGUUCGUUUCUGCAUUCUUGAAAGGCUAAAACUCCAAUUUUGCAGUUGUCGACCAGCCGCAGUUCAGCUGCUUCAACGCGGAUUAUUUCCUUCCGCACCAUUUGCGCCGUCCCUGGCCGUUGAUAUCCGAGUUCUAGACUUUGUAUCCCGACUGUUUCUUCAUGUUUCCCCCAAUGCCACUGCAUGGUGCAACACCGUUGAAGAGUUUCUUCAAAGUCAAGGUUAUAAACUUACUACUCAGGAUUCCCUCCGCCGCCGAUUUAGUGAAGCCUUGAAAUGGUACAACGGACUUCAAGACGCUACUACCAAACAUGUUGACAAUGUCCUCUACCAUGUUCGGACGAUAAUCACAGGUUAUAACGAUGGGUCUCAUACAACAGCAGUUGUUUCUCUAAACGAGUCAACUCCUCGCACCACACAACCACCUCGUGUUGACGCCGUUGAAGGCAAUCCAGCACCAGAAUUUCCUCUCGAAGAUGCGCUCCCAAACGCAAGACUUCCCCGGCCCUCGACACCCCUCAGUAGCUCAACAGUUCCACCUUCCACCCCCAUUGCCCGGAAGCGACAUCGUUCGGAAGACACUAGCACCCGACCACCCCCAGUCACCAUGGUUGAAAUCGAGGAUGAAGAUGCGCUUCCGAACGCAAGACAUCCCCGGCCCUCGACACCCCUCAACAGCUCAACAGUUCCACCUUCCACCCCCAUUUCCCGGAAGCGACAUCGUUCGGAAGACACUGAUGGCUUGAGGACUCCCUUUCCAAUGCCAAUCCCACGUGACCGCCCCAGUGAUUAUCUUCGUUCACGGUGCCCUCUAUGCUUCGGGGGAGAUCCAAAUCAGAGGCUUGGAGGUAAUGUCCCCGAUAUCAUUGUAUGUGUCGAUGCAUGCUUCAAGCAAAAAGAGAAUGAAGGACAGUCUGACCCACCCCGUGAGCACCCUCGGAGUGUCUUCAUAUCAGAUGCCACCGCAUCAAAGAUGGAGGAAUAUGUUGAGGGCAUUCGUCCGAGCAAGGCUAAGAAGGGUCCGAAACGCCAAAAACCGUCUGAUAGUAGUAAAACCGAUCAUGACUCGGAUGAAGAGGACGGCUAUGAUGGUCCAUUGAAGGUUCCACGGUCCGUUUUGGCUGGCUGCGAGAAGAGCUUUACAGCCGCCAAUGAAACACGUGAAAAGGCUAGCACACAGUUUUUCGCCGUCACUGCGCUGAUGGCUCUUCUCUGCCGCCAUGACCGUGUUAUAUGGAUCGUCAAUAUGCGAUCUGCCGGCGAAAAACAGCAUUAUGCGUUGGUGCUUGUCGAGACUCUCUUUCAACACCUACCUCAGCACUACACGGUCGGUCUGCUUUACGAUGUUGGCUGUCAGCUACAUAAGAGUUGCGUCAACUGGGGUUUUCUCAGUGCAUACAUCCAUCGGUUGAUCUUUGCCAUUUCCGUGUUUCACGCGUUCGGACAUCAGUGGCCUUGCCAGAUAAUAUACCACCCUCGAAAGUGCAACGGAUUUGGACUUUCCGAUGGUGAAGGCUGCGAACGCUUUUGGAAUUCUAUUAAGAAGUUAAUUGCCUAUUUACGUGUCUGUGGGUCACAUCAACGUGUAUACACUCUCGAUCGACAAGUCCAACAAGCAGAUAAGGAAAGCCUUGGUCGCCUGGCUCUCUGGUUACUUCGCCGAUCGCGCCAUUGCCAAGAAAAGCGAUACGCUGCUGAAGUAGCUCUCACAGAAUGUGGAUUUGCUGAAAAUGUUCUCCGGGAUGAAUGGUCUGCGCAGGUACAUGCUCAGACCAAACCCCUUCCACGGCGGACAAGGAACCAGGGAAAGGAUGCAGUCUCUGAGGCGAUUCGACUUCGAAAAGCACGUGACAUCCUGAAGAAGCGCGUACAAGAGCAAGAAAACAUCAUAUUAGAUCCUUCAGCUUCGGACUAUCAACUUUGUGACGCAGAACUGCGCCUAGCUGAAGCUAACAAGGAUUUGAGUUCUGCAGAGUCUCGGGUCCACGCUUCCGAGUCAGCUCUCGGUGUUCAAGAAAGAACCAAGCUUGAGAAGCUCCUAGGAAGCCCUUUCAUUGCGGCGAGGAUGAAUGCCCGAGCCCUCAAGCUACGCCUGCGCGAAAGGCUGCGCUCCCGAAAGUUUGAGCUUGACCGUAUUGAAAGAUCAUAUCGCAACCAUGUCAAUGAGCGCAAAGUGCACCAUCAUCUUGAAGAUUCCGUGAAGCGUCGCGAUCCGAGCAUACAAAAACUCGCUCGUGACUACAAUAAUCUAUGUGAUGUAAUGCUACGGCUUAAAGCUCAGCGCAAGGCUCCUGCUGGCUCAGUUUGCCCAUCCAAGAUCGUCAUGAAGGGUCUGUUUGCGCUGGACAUUGACGACGAAAUUUGGCAGGAUACUGGCUUGGAAGAUUCACUUGACGGCACCACGACGGAUCCACCACGGUGGCUUUGCGAUGAUCUUGUAAGGUCCGGAAUCCGCGCGCAAUUAGAGCUUGAUAGGUGCAUUGAAGAGGAAGACCGCAUCAAACAUGAACGUAGGGCGCUCCAAAAUUGGUAUUCAGAGGAGUGGAACAUUCUUUGUUCUGCCUAUGGUCAUACAGAUUCAUUGGAGUUACGCUAUCAGCUUCAGUUACGAAAGGAUGAGCUUCUUCAUGUCCUGUCGAUAUGGAAGAAGUCUUUACAAUCCUUACCUGCCGACGCCAUUGUACCAGCUUGGGGUCCGACAGAUAAUGAGAUUACAGCUGCUCGGAUCGCACAAGUUACCUCUCGUUUGUAUGGUGACUAUGAUGAUAUAGAGGAAGUUGGACCAUCCAUUGGGGUAGACGAGAUAGAUGUGUCAGAUGUAGAGAGUCUUGAUGCUGACUUGAUUGAUACGUUGGAGGCUAUUGACCUCGCAGAUGCUUUCCGUGGGGAGGACAUCAGUAGUUACUAG
Molecule: messenger RNA, 3417 nt
Organism: Laccaria bicolor S238N-H82
Lineage: Eukaryota; Fungi; Basidiomycota; Agaricomycetes; Agaricales; Hydnangiaceae
Exons: 8
Coding region: 1-3417 (1138 amino acids)
Source: RefSeq, a predicted model, not a curated record